AUGGUCAUAUGUUAUAAGGAAUUAAUAAUAUCAAUAAAAUCCUCAGAUGCCCUAGAUUAUAUUCUUGCCUUUAAAUUUACAGAUUUAAAUUACAGAUAUAUUGGCAAUGGUGAUUUUUCGCAAGAAGCAUACGAUUUAUAUUCAAAACUUGAUGGUCUUGCCUACGAUAUAGAAUUAGCUACCUACUACCAAGAACACAACGACUAUGAAAGUGGUAUAAGUUCAUUGGAUCGUCUUAUAGAACAUUGUCCUUGGGCUCCUUCAUUACGUGAGCAGCGAUCACAAUUGUAUUUGAGUUCUGGAAAUGUACAACAUGCAAUAAUGGACUUGCGGACAGCUACUAAACUCCAAGCUGAUGACACAGAUGGCCAUUAUAAAUUAUCAAAAAUUUAUUACAGUAUAGGAGAAGUAUCUGAAUCACUCAAAGAGAUUAGAGAGUGUUUAAAAUUAGAUCCAGAUCAUAAAUUAUGUCACUCACAUUACAAAAUUGUUAAAAAAAUUGAUAGACUGGUAGUAGACAGUCAGUCGGCGCACAAUAUCAAAGAUUUUUCUAGUAGUAUUCAAUUUGCAAAAAAGGUAAAAUAUUUUAAUUAA
Diuraphis noxia (Russian wheat aphid) is the source of this 594-nucleotide messenger RNA. RefSeq names its product dnaJ homolog subfamily C member P58IPK (gene P58IPK). Gene Ontology annotation, cellular component: endoplasmic reticulum. Gene Ontology annotation, molecular function: misfolded protein binding; protein-folding chaperone binding. The record is from RefSeq and is a predicted model, not a curated record. Gene Ontology annotation, biological process: protein folding in endoplasmic reticulum. NCBI's taxonomy places the organism in Eukaryota, Metazoa, Arthropoda, Insecta, Hemiptera, Aphididae.